This is a messenger RNA of Microbotryum saponariae, 675 nucleotides long. The record is from the annotation of a GenBank genome assembly. Lineage: Eukaryota; Fungi; Basidiomycota; Microbotryomycetes; Microbotryales; Microbotryaceae.
AUGACUGGCAGGAACGGACCAGCGAUGAAACGCUCCUUCUCGCAUCCUACCCAAUAUCACCCCGCUCCACUUACCCAAGACCUCCCCUUCCUCAACAUCGACCCAUCGGCACCAAACUCGAAUGCCUACCCUUUCCCACGAACGCUUUCCCGUCAAUCCUCGGCCACUUCCCUCUUCCCUUCUUCGAGGCCGACGACUGGGCUUCCGGGUCGUCCACCUACUCGUCAAAUGGCGGGAAUGACUUUGGAUCGAUCGAGGAGGGAUUCGAUGGCGAGUACGAUUCGACCGACAUAUCAUCGUGCGAGAACGACGUCGUCCAUCCACAUGUCGAAGAAAGCGUCCUUUGCGUCCCUUGUCGAUCACCUCCCAUCGCCAACGACGGGUCUGAUCUUGACGCCGGAGACAUGGCCGACGUUCAAGAAGGACCUCAAGGCUUCCCUCAAAGCAGCGGGCAUGUACAAGAUGCUCAACGGUGAAGUCCCUGCCCCGAUUCGACGAAGGGACCAACGUGAUGACGCAGCGUACGACGAAGCGAUGGAGGAUUAUCUGGCCAAGAGGAGCGAGGCGAGGUUGUUCCUCAAUGCGAGUUUGGGGCCCGAAUCUUUCGAGAGCAUCCAAGAUCGCCCGGUGGAGGAUAUGUGGAAGAGCUUGGUGAGGCUAUACGAGGGACCUUGA